This is a messenger RNA of Paramecium octaurelia, 3646 nucleotides long. The record is from the annotation of a GenBank genome assembly. NCBI's taxonomy places the organism in Eukaryota, Ciliophora, Oligohymenophorea, Peniculida, Parameciidae.
AUGAUAAGGUAUGAGUAAUUGAUUAUUAAUAAUAAUAAUCUCAGUGAAAUUAAGUUUGAUAUGAAACAGAAAGUGAUUCUGAAUCUUGUGAUUGGCAUACAGAUGGCAGAGAAUACUUUGUUCAUAAUUGACUGCAUUUACUCGAUAAUUUAUUAGCAUUACGAAGUAGUUCAAUUAUAAUAUGAAAGUAUGUUGCCAUGGGCACCUUAUGUGUAUUAAUGAUAUUAUUUUUGCUUUUCUUGUUGGGGAAUACAAAAAGUAAUAAUGUGACACUUAAAUGUAGUAACCAUAUUUAACAAUGAGAAUGCAAUUGCUCAUCAAACAUGUUUAAAUUGUGGAAGCCUUGUUAAUGAUUUCAAAUGCAAGGAAUGUAAAAUAUGUGUGAAUUGUAAUGGUAAAUUUCACUCAAAUUACUUGAAUAAAUGUUUAGAUAAAAAUUAAUUAUAGUAUAGAAUACUCAAUAAUAGAAAGAUACAUUUUCAAGAACAUAUCGUUAUUGGUGCUUAAAUGUUUAUUGUGUACAUUUGUAAGAACAUAUGCCAUCAUCUAAUAUAUGGAGGAUGACACAAAUCUAUUUGUUGUAAGGAAUUGUCAAUAUUAGGUGUUCUAUAUCAGUUUAUCUGGAGGUGUGUUGUUAGAUUUGACUAUUUCUAUAUUUGUAAUAGUAAUUCAACUACAAUUAUCAAAAGAACAAAGCAAAAUCUCAAACCUCGAUAAAAGAGGCGAGGAUGAAACUGAUAUCAAAGUUUAAUCCAUUGUGUAGGGUGGAAGCAAUGGCAGUCCUAAAUUGAAUAAAAAAAUGAAAAUAUUGGAAUUCUUGGAAAAGAAAUUGAGUCAUAGAAAUAAUUUUGUAAGUGGAAAACAGAUGUAUGAAACUGAACCAAUGCCUAUAAUGUUUGAAGAGAAUGAAGAAAGUGCAGUCUAAUCUCAAAUGAAAUAGUUACAUGGCAUUGUUCCAAUGACAUUGACUAAUAUAAUUAAAUAAUAAUGAGUUCGUACCGUAAAAAUUGUUCAAAAUCAGAAAUCUCUGUCAAUGACACUUCCAAUAAUAUUAAUGUGCCUGUGCUCCAACAAAUCAACUCCCUGAAUUCUUAACCAAUCAUGUAAGUUCGAAGACCUACUGAUUUAAAUAGUUCUCUCAAUCCAAUCGACUCUCCACUUAGUAUUAGAACUUCCAUUAAAUUAGAAUAGGCACUCAUAAUCUGUAGAAAUCACCACUUUGUACACCAGGAGUAUUGGAUGGCAGAGCAACUCAAUUGAAUCUCAUUAAUGAAGAAUCAAGUGUGAAUGAAUAAUCAGAUCAUAAAGCUUUUGAGAGUUUAAUAAAAGAGAAACCCCCAAAUAUCAAUGACAUCAUCAUCAGAGAACCAAUUCAUUGGAGUUAGAUAUUUACACAUCCAGGUACAUCUAGAGAUGAUGAUUAAUGUAACAAAUUCGGUAUGUAUUUGGGAGACAAAGCCUAUACUGAAGAAGACAAUAAAUAAGAUAUCCAAGUAAAUAUCAAACCCGCUUUUAUUAUUGUUCAAAUUAUCCUAUACAUCUAUUAUUUGUAUUAAUUUCCACUCCUCCUUUGUGGAAUUGCUGGCUCUGAUUAUCAAUAAACAUAUCAGUUGCAAACACAACUUCCAUUAUUGUUUAUAAACUUCAUAUUGUUUAUUUUGAACACCUAAGGGACUGCAUAAUUUAUUGAUUACCUGCCAUUGACUACUUUUAUUCCCUUUAUUUGCACAUUAAUCGAUAUCAAGUAUUCUUAUCUAUCAUAUUAGCCAAUAAGUUAUUUUCAUGCAAAUCAUACACGUAGUUACAAUCUGCAAGUUCUAUUGCAUAUUCAAACAACUGCUCUCAAUUUCUAUAUGUUUAAGAAUAUACUCGCUAUAUUUCUUUACUGUAAGGAUAUCACAAAUUCAUUUCUUUUAAACCAUAUGUGGAUUCCUGCUAGUUACUACUCAAGGCAAUUAACAAUAAUUGAAUUUGGAUGAAUUUUAUCAAAAUUAUUGCAGUUUGAUCAACAUUCUAAUUAUAACCAAUAACCAAUCUAUUCUAAUAUAUCCAAUCAAAAUUAUAGCCAUCAUAUUCAUUAUCUAUUAGUUCACUCUUAUUGGAGAAUAUGUUAAUUAUUUGUUUAGAAAUUAAAAUACAUUGACCCAAGGAUUAAUUGAACUCUCUAAAAUUAUCCAUUAAUUGCCAUUUCAUCUCAGAUAUGAAAGUUUAUCACUAUCAGAUAAAUAAAUUUUAUCAAGAUUGGAAACCAGGAAUCUUAUAGAUUAUGACAGACUUCCCCAUCAAUUAUCAAAUAAAUUAUUGAAUGCCUAAUAUUCCAAAGUCUUAAACAAAAUACCAUUACUAGAAUAAUUUUUAACUUAAAAAACCAUCUCAAACAUAUUAAUGAAUGCCACCAAAGAAAGAAUUUUAGACCCCAAUGAAAUUCUUAUUUAACCAAAUUAAGAAAAUAAAUUUCUAUAUUUCAUUCUAUCUGGAAAAGUCAAAUGUUAUUAACAAAGAGAAAAUACGUAAUUCCCAGUAGAUAUUAAUGAAAAUGGAAUUUAUAAUCAGCAAGGCUUCUUUUUAGAAUAAUAGACUGAAGUUGGUGUGUAAUGUGUCACUUGUUGUAAGAUAUUAGAAAUCAAUUCAGAGUAUUUUUGGAAAGAGGUCAAAAGAAGUAUUACUGAACUUGAAAAAAUAAAGAUGGGUUUAGAUAGAGUGUAAUUUAAUUAGGAAUUUGAAUUAAUUGCUGUUACAUGUUAAGUAUGCAAAGGACAUCAUUUAAUCAACAAUUGCAAGAAGGCUCAUUAUAUACCUCCAAGAUAAAUAUUAAUGGACUUUAUUUAUUUUGAUGAAAUCAACAAACGAAAAAAGUAUUAAAGAGUAAAUAUAUUUGCAUUAAAUUUAGAAAAAUCACACAAGAAAGUUUAGAUGUAUGAAAAAUAACAUUAUGAUAGAAUAAGUUGUCUGUAAUGUUAGACAUCUAUUGCUCUAGCAAUCUGACACUUUCAAACCUCCCAAGACCAUUACAAGCAUAGGAAUGUAAUCAGAGUAAUAACAUUCUGAAUAUUCUGAUGAAGAACACAAUAGAAUGUCUUAGUAUGUAUAAAAUUUGAGUCCUGUCUAAUAUGUAAACCAAGUUGGUAGCAGUGCUAGUUCUUAUGUCUUAAAAGAAUUAAAGCAGCCAUAACAAAUAAAAUCUCCUAAAGAUAGUGUUAUGGUUCAUUAAAAAAGAUAACAAGAGAAGAGAUAAUCUCAUGUAACCAAAAUUGAAAAAGGUUAGAAAUUAAACUAUUUUAGACUUAAGUCCAUCUAUAAUUAAAUAUGCUACAAUUUAAGAUAAAAAGAGUUAAAAAUCAAAAUCAAUUAUAAGUGAAGAUUAUGGUAAUGGAUUAUUGCCAGGCUCAGAUCAUAGAUAAUUUUCACGAUAUGGCAUACAAUCAUCUAAAUUUACAAAUGAAACAGCAAAGCAAUUUUUGAGUAACCCUUUAGAUAUGCCAUCAUAUGAUAUGAAUUAAUCUAUGGAUAAAAAUUGUAGCUACAAUGAGUAUUAUCCUAGAAAUAAUAUAGAUUUGGUAUUAUCUUAUACUAUUACAAGGCUCUUCUCUCCUAUAAACAAUAUCAAGACAGUAUUAUAUCAAAUAGGAGUAAUUAAAAUGCUUGA